Salvelinus namaycush (lake trout) is the source of this 1380-nucleotide messenger RNA. Its product is annotated as extensin-like. The transcript has 2 exons. Bases 1 to 1380 code for a protein of 459 amino acids. The record is from RefSeq and is a predicted model, not a curated record. Lineage: Eukaryota; Metazoa; Chordata; Actinopteri; Salmoniformes; Salmonidae.
AUGUGUGGCCACCAUUGCCUCUCUUCCAACCUCACCAAGCCCCAAACCCACCAAAACCCUCAACCCGCACCUAGCCCCAACCUCAGCAGAGCCCCAACAUCACUAAGCCCCAACCCCAUCUGUCCUCUCGCCUCUCCCCCAACCCACCAGAGCCCAAACCUCAGCCAGACCCAACCCCACCAGUUCCCUCUCCCCCCAAUCUCACCAAGAUCCCCACCCCACCAUUGCCUCUCACCACAACCUCACCAGAGCCCAACCCACCAGAGCCCCACCCCGCAGUUUUCCUCUCCCCCACCUCACCAGUAUCCCACCCAUCAGUUCCUCUCCCCCAACUCACGCAGAUCCCCACCUACCCUAUCCCACCCACCAGAUCCCCAACCCCACAGAAACCCGACCUCACACAGAUCCCUAACCCACCAAGCCCUCAACCCCACCCAGGAUUCCCUCAACCCCACCGAGUCCCAACACCACCAUAUCCCCAACACCACAGACGCCCACCCAUCAGGUCCUCGCCCCCCAUCCUCACCGAUCCCAACCCAUCAGGUCCUCUCCCCAACCUCCGCAGAGCCCAACCCUGCAGUGCCUCUCCCCAACCUCAACCAUUAUCCCCAACCCAUCAGUUCCUCUCCCCCAAACCCCCAGAGCCCCAACCUACAGUCCCCCACCACCCCCAGGUCCUCUCCCCAACCCACCAGGUCCCUCUCCUCCCAACACCCUCAGAGCCCCACCUCAGCCCUGAUCCCACCCCAUCCCCCACCUACACCAGAUCCACACCCCACCAGAAGCGCACAACACCACCAGAGCCCCAACCCACCAAACCCCAACCCCAUCAGGUCCUCUCCCCAACCUCCCAAGCCCCAACCCCAUCAGGUCCUCUCCUCCCCCAACCUCACCAGAGUCCCACAACUCCAUAUAGUUCCUCUCACCCAAACCCACCAGAGCCCCCAACUAACCAUAUCCCCAACCCCACCAGGUCUUCUCCCCAACACCACACAUUCCUCUCCCCCACCCACCAAUAGUUCCCCACCCAUCCAGUCCUCUCCACCCCCACCAGAGUCCUCCCAACCCACACCAGAGCCCCAACCCCAUCAGUCCCUCUUCCCCCAACCUCACCAGAAUCCCAUAAGCCCCCACCAGAUCCCCAACCCCACAAGAUACACAUACCCCACCAAUCCCAACCUCAGACCAGCAUCCCCCAACCCCACUCAGAUCCCCACUCCACCAGGUCCUCUCCCCCCACCCCACGAUGCCUCUCCCCCAACCUCACCAGAGCCCCAACCUCACCAGAUCCGCGACCCCAUCAGUUCCUCCUCCCCCAACCUCACCAGAUCCCCUACCCCACCAGAUCCCACCCCACCAUAUCCCAAACCCCACACGUAA